AUUUUCAAAAUGAGUGCUAUACCAGGAAGUAUUGCAUUUGAUGAAUAUGGACGACCGUUUAUAAUUCUUAGAGACCAAGAUAAGCAAAAGAGAUUGACCGGGAUAGAUGCACUUAAGUCACAUAUUUUGGCAGCGAGACAAAUCGCUCAAACAAUAAGCACUUCUUUGGGUCCCAAAGGUUUAGACAAAAUGAUGGUAUCACCUGAUGGUGAAGUAACAGUUACUAAUGAUGGUGCUACUAUUUUGAAAAUGAUGGAUGUUGAACAUGAAGUAGCUAAAUUGCUAGUACAGUUAUCACAAUCCCAAGAUGAUGAAAUUGGUGAUGGUACCACAGGUGUUGUUGUUCUGGCUGGUGCCCUUUUGGAGCAAGCAGGAUCCUUAAUAGACAGAGGUAUUCAUCCCAUAAGGAUUGCUGAUGGCUUUGAGCUAGCUUGUCAAACAGCUGUAGCUCAUUUGGAAAAAAUUGCUGAACUAUUUCCAGUAUCAGCAGAAAACACUGAACCUUUAAUAAAAGUUGCAAUGACCACAUUGGGAUCUAAAAUCAUUAACAAAUGUCAUAAACAGAUGGCAGAAAUAGCUGUUAAUGCUGUCUUAGCUGUUGCAGAUUUAGAACAGAAAGAUGUUAAUUUUGAACUUAUUAAAGUUGAAGGAAAGGUUGGUGGAAAAUUGGAAGACACAACAUUAGUUAAAGGUGUAGUUAUUGACAAAACAAUGUCCCAUCCACAAAUGCCCAAAGAACUAAAAGAUGUAAAAUUGGCUAUUCUUACCUGUCCAUUUGAACCACCAAAACCAAAGACCAAACAUAAGUUGGAUGUAAGCAGUGUGGAAGAUUAUAAGGAACUAAGACAGUAUGAACAUGAUAAGUUCAAGGAAAUAGUUGGAUUAGUAAAGAAAGCUGGAGCUACAUUAGCAAUUUGCCAAUGGGGCUUCGAUGAUGAAGCCAAUCACUUAUUGUUACAACAAGAGUUACCAGCUGUAAGAUGGGUUGGAGGUCCAGAAAUUGAACUUAUAGCAAUAGCUACUGGCGGUAGGAUAGUACCCCGUUUUGAAGAACUUACUCCGGAAAAACUUGGUAAUGCUGGUUUGGUACGGGAAAUUGCAUUUGGCACCACUAAAGACAGAAUGUUGGUCAUUGAAGAAUGUUCAAAUUCACGGGCAGUUACAAUUCUUGUUAGAGGAGGUAAUCAAAUGUUAGUAGCUGAAGCCAAGAGAAGUCUCCAUGAUGCAUUAUGUGUUGUCAGGAGUUUAGUUCAGGAACCAAGAGUAGUGUAUGGUGGUGGAGCAGCAGAAAUUGCCUGCAGUUUGGCAGUUGCGGCUCAAGCAGAUCAACUAGCUUCCUUGGAACAGUACGCCUAUCGUGCAUUUGCUGAGGCCUUAGAAAGUAUACCACUUGCUUUGGCUGAUAACAGUGGACUGUCUGCCAUCCAUACAUUAGGAGAAGUGAAGGCUAAACAAGCAGCUACAGGAGAUCCAGCUCUCGGUAUCGAUUGUAUGAAUACUGGAAACCUCAACAUGAGAGAACAACAUGUUAUCGAAUCACUCAGAUCAAAGAGGCAACAAUUUUUGUUGGCCACCCAGUUGGUUAAAAUGAUAUUGAAAAUUGACGAUGUACGCCAACCUGCAUCGGGAUAAAAUAGCUCUUAUUUUUAUACUACCGGCGUUAAUUUCUAAUUCUCACUAAUAAUGACUUUUAUAAGUUGAUCUGCGUAAUGCUUCUUUGUUCUUAUAAUCACUGAAAGUAUUAAUAUAAUUUAUAG
Messenger RNA from Diabrotica balteata, 1757 nucleotides. Lineage: Eukaryota; Metazoa; Arthropoda; Insecta; Coleoptera; Chrysomelidae. The record is from the annotation of a GenBank genome assembly.